GGAUGCAGAUGGAAUGAAGAAACGAACAUAGUUGCAUUCAGAUGAUUCAUCUAGAUGCAUGGACGAAAUGAAGAAACGAACAACACCCAGAUGGAGCAUCUGGAUAAGACAUCUAGAUGGACCAUCUGGAUGCAUCUUCCAGAUGUACAAACGAACAGGGCCCAUCUCUAUAUUUCUUUGUUGACACUGAUCAUGUAUCAUCAAAACUAAUUAACAAAAUGUAAAUAAAUACCUCGACAUUUUGUUAUUCACCCUCUAAAACAGUUGUGGAAUAGCGAAUGUUGGCUGAGAGUGGUUUCUAGAUUGUCGAGUGCGUGGGGAUAUUACCAACUCGGAACGGUCCAUGAAGAUGUUUUUGGUGCAUUUACGAUCAUCAAAAACAUUUGUCGAUUUUGCAUGGCUUAUUAUGUGGUGAUGGCGUUCAAAAAUAUGGUUAGGAAUCACCAUCACUGAUGUAAUGUCCUUGAGAUAAGUAGUGCGUGAAGAUUUUGAAGUUUCUUAUCUAUCUUUUCUACCCAUGAAAACUACAGAUGAUAAGAGUAUAUAACUACUGGAAGUUGGAGCUUCAUCCACGAUACUAUCACUAUGUGACGGAACAAAUGCCGCUUCUUUUGCCACAGAGAUUACAGUUGCAGCAUCAUCGACCAUAGUUGGAGUCAAUCUCGUCACCCUCGAGUUGCUGAGUGCUUAUUUUAUAUUCUUGUGGUGUAUUUUAACGAUAUCAGUUUUGCUAAAAUUGGAUGUAAGAUCCAUAUAGUGAUCGCUGCAAGUCGAUCACGCGCUCUUACUCCCUAGCUUAGGUUUGCUUAACAAAUUAUAUUUUUGGUUAGGUAAAAAAAAAGGGUUGUAGUCUGAUCUUUUUGGUUAGGAACCUUGGAGAGAGUAAGUUAAAUGGAAGUUAAUUGUUACGGUAUCUUUGAAAGAUCUAAUCACAUAAGAAAUUGAUAUUUCUCUAUGUAUUCUUAUUGUAAAAUUACUAAAAUAUAUAGAUUUCCUAUUAUCAUAUAUAUAAUAUAUUUGCAGUCUCUUUUUCUUUCCAGCUCUGUUUAUUAUAUAACGUGCGGCCUUCUGUAUUGUAUUAUUAUAUAUGGAACCCUAAGUAUAAACAAUACUGGUCGAAAGGGGGAACAUUACUGGAAGAAAGAAUGAGGGUAUUCAAGAAGAAAGUAUUAUUGAGCAAUCAGACAUGGAUGAAGAAGAGAAGAAGACGAGAGAGACCCAAACCAUGGUCUCAAGUAGACAAUAUUCCUCCUGAUGUAACCUUGGAGAUACUCUCAAGGCUUCCUCCAAAAUCGAUCAUGAGACAUCGAUGUGUCUCGAAGCUGUGGUCUUAUUUGACCUCACUUCCAAGUUUUAUCAACUCGUUCACGUCUCGGUCUACUUCACGACCACCGACUCUUAUGGUCACCUUAUCAUCAGAAUCGGCAAAAUAUGUAUUAUUCUUCCCUACCACCCCGAAACCGUCAAGUUAUUCUCCAUUAUACAGUUAUGAAAUAACAAACUUAGAUUGGAAAGAUUCGCGAUCCGAGAGCAUCCAUGGAUUGAUUUUAACACCCGUAUUCAAGAUUUGGAACCCAACCUUGAGACAGUUUUUAGCCUUACCACAUCCUCCUGCUCAGCACAGCUCAAGUCGAGGUUGGUCGUCUUAUUUAGGAUACGAUCCAUUGGAGUGUAGACACAAAGUACUUUGUGUAGUAUCUAAAAUAUACUCGGGUCAGCCUCUGAUUCUUACGUUGGGAGCUCAAGAAUCAUGGAUAAUAAUAUCCGAAGGACGUUGCCCUAUCCAUCGCCCAACUGGAGGAUAUGGGCGAUGCGUCAAUGGGAUUCUGUAUUAUAGAGCUUGUCUUCUUGGUGAUGAUCAAGAAAUAAUAAUGAGCUUUGAUGUCAAAUCUGAAAACUUCAAUAAUAUAAAAUUACCGGAGGGUUCUAGUCAGCUUUAUAUGAUACCUUAUGAGGGAAGGGUAGCCUUAGUUGCUCAUGAUUAUCAUGUUGUUAAACUUUAUAUUUUGAAAGAUGCACAUGGGCACGAAUGGAAAAGCUUUAUUUUUAAUGUGCCAUCUGAGAGGGUGCGGAUGUAAUCUAUGCGUUUCAGGGGUACUACAGAUGCUGGUGAGUUUAUAUUUGCUGCAUAUCGUUCCAGUGAAGAUCUUUGUAUUUUAUAUUGUUGGAUUUCCCUCCUUAAGCCCAAAACUAAUCAUAAUCAUAAUCAAAUCAUAAUUAAGCGGGAAAAUAAUUUUUUCAAAAAUUUUAGGCGGGAAUAUUUGGACGACUUACAAGUAAGUCGUCUCGUU
Messenger RNA from Brassica napus (rape), 2291 nucleotides. Its product is annotated as putative F-box protein At1g50870. NCBI's taxonomy places the organism in Eukaryota, Viridiplantae, Streptophyta, Magnoliopsida, Brassicales, Brassicaceae. Gene Ontology annotation, molecular function: protein binding. Bases 1146 to 2078 code for a protein of 310 amino acids. The record is from RefSeq and is a predicted model, not a curated record. The transcript has a single exon.